AUGGGAUUGGGGAGAAAUCAGACCCUGGUAACAGAAUUUGUCUUUGUGAGCUUCACAACAGAGCCACACCUGCAAGUCACCCUUUUUGUCAUCUUCCUCUUUUCCUACAUCCUGACACUGAUGGGGAACCUAGGCCUCACAGCCUUGAUCUGCCUGGACUUGCGCCUGCACACACCCAUGUACUUCUUUGUGGGCAGCCUCUCUUUUCUGGACACAUGGUACUCCUCUGUUUACACCCCCCGAAUCCUGGCUGACUGCAUUUCCAAGAGCAAAAUAAUGUCUUACACUGGCUGUGUCAUCCAAUACUUCUUCUCUGCUGCUGUGGUCCAUACCGAGUGCUUCCUGCUGGCGGCCAUGGCUUAUGACCGCUAUGUGGCCAUCUGCAACCCGCUGCUUUACUCCUCUGCCAUGACCAAGAAGCUCUGCAUUCAGCUGGUGGCCAGCUCCUAUGCUGUUGGCUUUGCCAAUGCUAUUGCACACACUGGCAACAUGUUCCGGCUGCGCUUUUGUGGGGACAACACCAUCAACCAUUUCUUCUGUGAUGCCCUGCCACUGAUGAAACUGGCCUGUGAUGAUAUCAGGGUCUAUGAGAUCAUUCUGGCUGCUAUUGUUGGCUGCAAUGUGGGGACUGCAAUUGUCCUGGUUCUCUGUUCCUACACAGCCAUUGUGGCAGCCAUCGUGCGCAUCCACUCAGCUACUGGGAGACGCAAGGCCUUCUCCACUUGCUCUGCCCACCUGGUCUCUGUCACCUUCUUUUAUGGCUCCCAUCUCUUCAUUUACUUGCGACCCAGCUCCCAGCACACCCCUGAGGGUGACAAGGUGGCUGCUUUGUUCUACACAGUGGUAAACCCUCUCUUGAACCCUGUUAUUUACAGCCUGCGCAACAAAGAUGUGAAAGAGGCCCUCAAAAAAGCCUUAAGCAGAACUGUAGACCCCAGGUAA
Messenger RNA from Alligator sinensis (Chinese alligator), 942 nucleotides. RefSeq names its product olfactory receptor 9G4-like. The transcript has a single exon. The coding region runs from base 1 to 942 and encodes 313 amino acids. Gene Ontology annotation, biological process: sensory perception of smell; G protein-coupled receptor signaling pathway. The record is from RefSeq and is a predicted model, not a curated record. Gene Ontology annotation, molecular function: odorant binding; G protein-coupled receptor activity; olfactory receptor activity. Gene Ontology annotation, cellular component: membrane. NCBI's taxonomy places the organism in Eukaryota, Metazoa, Chordata, Crocodylia, Alligatoridae.